AUGAAGAAGAGUUUAUAGAUAAAAUAGGCUAUAGGAAAUGUAGAAGAUGAUGCUAUCUUAAGAGAUUUAUUAUUAGCGAUUGAAUUAUGUCAUAAUGUUACUCCCAUAGAGGAGAAUGGAGAAAGAUAAUAUUAAGCCUCAUCUCCAGAUGAAGUAGCUUUAGUUAAGAUAGCAGAAUCCCUUGGAAUAACUUUAAAGAAUUGA
This is a messenger RNA of Paramecium primaurelia, 204 nucleotides long. The record is from the annotation of a GenBank genome assembly. NCBI's taxonomy places the organism in Eukaryota, Ciliophora, Oligohymenophorea, Peniculida, Parameciidae.